Messenger RNA from Antechinus flavipes (yellow-footed antechinus), 9878 nucleotides. RefSeq names its product G protein regulated inducer of neurite outgrowth 2 (gene GPRIN2). The record is from RefSeq and is a predicted model, not a curated record. Gene Ontology annotation, biological process: neuron projection development. The transcript is spliced from 4 exons. Bases 1966 to 3582 code for a protein of 538 amino acids. NCBI's taxonomy places the organism in Eukaryota, Metazoa, Chordata, Mammalia, Dasyuromorphia, Dasyuridae. Gene Ontology annotation, cellular component: plasma membrane.
CAUUCUUACUUAAACCUUUCCCAAUCUGCCAGCUCACAUGAAAACCUCUUCCCCUUUCCUAACGCCCUCGUUUCACCCAAAUUCACCUGAAGUUUGCCAUGUGCCUUUAUAUUUGUGCCUGUUUUUCACCCCCCUCUCGCUUAGAAUGUCAGCUCCUUGAGAGCAGAUGCUUGUCUUAGGUUUGCCACCAUGCUCCAGCUACCUUCUUCUUCUCCUUCGGGGCUCUUUUUCCCAUUCAUGAGUUCGUACUUGUGAGUUCCUCUAUUUAAGGAAGGGUCUAGACCAGUCAUCCUUUAUUCUCUGGUCUUUGUUGUACCUUCUUCCCCACCCUCUUUUAAACUUUUUUUUUUUUUUUUUUUAUGUGUUGUUCUCACCCGUCAAAAUGGAAGAGUCUUUAAUUGGGGAACUGUGUUUCUUUUAGUUUGUAGUUUUAUCAUCACAGUGCCUGGCAUGUAAUAAGCAAUUAGCAAAUACUUGUAGGUUUAUGCAUCGUUAUCUUCUCAUCCCCAACAAAAUACUAGCCCCAUCCCCCCUCCUCCACCAGCUUUUAACACAGACAAGGCUGAACACAGCAGAUGCUCAAUAAAUAUACUUCCAUAUGUCUUUGCCGGCCUCGUCAGGGUGGGUACUCCUUCCCUUCCACCAGAACAUAUUUUAUCUUUUCCCACUUUCCCACUUUUUUUUUUAAAUAAAGAGGGGCGUACCCAUAGGAUUCAAGGCCUUGCUUUGGCUUUUUCUGUAAGUGAGCCAGGUUUUGCCUGGAGCGUUUUGCCUGGGCAGCACACACCCUUACGUCUACCGGGUGGAUGGCAGGGCACCACUGGGUAAACGUUGCUUGAUUAAUUGAUGAUCGCCUUUAUGCUUCUCGCAAAGGAGAAGCCCCAGCAGCUCAGAGACGGCCGGGUUUCCUCGCGCCGAGACCUGGAAGGCCCCAGCGAGGGAAGGGGGAGGGGGGGCAGUUCCACCAGCCGCAGGUUCCCCGCAAACAGCCUGGGGAGUGACAGACCCCGCCCUGCUUCCCGGCCGAUCGCGGAGUGCAGCUUUCCGGGUUUAUCAGGCGGUGUAACUCCUUAGGGGAUGCUGGAGUCCCGGCGCCCGGGAAGGCCCCGGACUGAGUGAUGGGGGGCCAGCAGGGAGGACGAGGACGAGGACCGAGCACGGUUUCAGGUCUUUUGGAGGAAGCACCGAGAGUCAGGGUGGGGGUUUGUGCUGAGUCCAGUCCGCAGGGAGCAGGGGGCUCCAGCCCUAGCUGGCUGCCGGGAGGGGGAGGGGGGCCGGGAAGGAAGAGGGGAGGGGAAGGGGACAGUGAUGGACAGGGAACAGCGAGGCCAGAGUAAGGAGGGAAAGAGGCGGGGCGGGGCUGCUGGAGAAGGGACGAAGGGAGCAGGGGGCAGCGGCGGGCAGGCGGCAGGGCAGGACUGGGGGAUCGGGACUAGAAGAGCGGGCAGGGGGCGGGGUCCCAGGUGAGACAGCAGUGGGCGUCCCCGGGUCCCAAUCCCCGCCCCCUCCGCUCCUUUUCCCCCUCCUCUCUUUCACCUCCUCCCCUUCCCCUCCUCCCUUCGCUGCCGCCAGCCCGGCCCGGCCCGGCCCCACCUCCCAGCUCAGUCCCAGGAGGGCUGAGUUGCGGUGGCGGCGCGGCGGCGGCGGCGGCGGGCGGCCCUGUCUGGGGCUCCAGGAUUAGCCUCAGCCUCCCUCUUCCUCCACCCCCACAUUCUCUCCAUCCCCUUGCCCCCGGCUCCAUCUUGCUUGGGCUGCAGCCUCCCGGGCACCUGUGGAAGAGUCGCCGUCUCCGCCUCCCCUCCGGCUGCUAGGUCAACGUGACACUUUCCUCAUGACAAAUUUGUAAGAGGACAUUCUGAAGUUUCCCUGAGCUGUUUUGCCUCAGUAAGAAGAUGAGACCAAAAGGAAGAACCUAGUUGACCUGAGCUUUUGGAAAAAAUCCUGGAAGGGAAGCCUCUGUUGGCCAUGGCCACCAGCGACUCUCACCCAGAGUGCCAGCCCACGUCGACUCUCCACGGCCAGCCCCUGUCCAAGAGCUCCUCCAGUCUGCUGGCUGACAGACCAGCCAGUGGGCAGGAACUCCGCAAGAGUGUCAGUAGUACCGUCUGCCCAAGUCCUACUGGGGAGGCUGAGCCGAGCCAGUUGGCUGGAGAGGGUGUCGCCGGGACCGCAGCAGAACGCGAAGUGGGAAGUCCAUUGGGAGCAGGGAGCCCAGAGCAGGCGCCCUGCCCCUGGCAAGACAAAAGCUCUGCCUUCCGCUCCAAGAGCAGCACUGUUGGAAAUGUGUACUCCAUGGGGGAGAGGGAGCUGUCCCCUUCGAGCCUGGGGGUGCCAGGGGUGGUCGUGCAGCGGAGCCAUUCGGACCUAGCCUCUGGCUGCCGGCAUCUCAGCCUCAAUGUUCCCAUGGAGGCCAGUGUGAGCUGCUCUGCCCUGGGGUCCUCACCAAGUGAAAGAAGCAACCUCCUUCCUAAGAGCAUGUUCAUGCAGAAGCCUGGCCUGGGGCACUAUGAUAGUACGGACUCAGACAAACAGCCGCCUUUCCCAGGGUCGACUGAUGAUGUGGGAGGGGAUCUGUUCUCCCGAGGUGCUGAGGCUGCUGGGGAUGCAGAAGUCACCCUACCCGCCUCUUUGCCUGGGGACAGCUCUGGGAGUGACUCAAUUCAGGACCCAGGGGCUAGGACCCAAGGCAGCACCCCACCUUGCUCUGUGCCCGUGGCUCCUGGCCACAUCCACACGGCCUCUUCUCCCUACUGCCCGCGGCAGGCAGAGACUGCUGUGAGGACGAAUGAUACCCACUCAGCCUACUGCCACCCCCUGCCCAUCCCAUCUCUGCAGGUUGGCCCUGGGAUGCUGUGCCCCAUGAAUGAAAUGGGCGUCCCUGGAUGCUGCCAUGUCCUGUCCACACCGGAGAUCCUGCCGUUUCCCAAGCUGGUGUCCUCUGUGAGUGAAUCUGGCCUCCAUAACCAGCACUUGGUUAGGUACCACCGCCUGGCGGAAGAGGCACCAGUUUGCAUCCAUUGUUACGCUCCGAACAAGUGCCCACAGCAGGAAUCCAGCGCAGGUUCUGUGCUCCUGGCAAGCCCAUCAGCUCCAGACCCUGUCACCAAGACCAAAGACGUGUCCACCAUGACCUCCAUUGGUGACCUGGCACUGGGGCCGUUGAGCUCUCUGCAUUGCAGGGAUGCUGAGGUACAGACAGCUCCGUCCACAGCCUGCAAGGCUGUGGCCACCAGUCCCUCUCCGCUCAAAGACCAAGUGCCCCCCCAUGUAUUCCCAGAGGUGAACUUAGAGGUCAGCAGAGAGGAGCCCAAAUCCCCAGUGCGUGAGGUCAGGUGGGAUGAAGAGGGGAUGACCUGGGAGGUAUACGGAGCUUCGGUUGAUCCAGAGGUUCUGGGCCUGGCCAUCCAGAAACAUCUGGAGAUUCAGAUUGAACAGUUCCAGACAGUUCCCUCAAAAGAGGGUACCCAGUCGGGUGGUGAGGAAGCCCUGAUUAAGGAGGGGAAAAGAAGGCCCUUUCGAACCAUGAUCCAGUCCCUGAGACGUCCCAGUUGCUGUGUCCACUCGAGCACAGCUGUGGAAUAACAAGGAUGCCCUUUCCUUUGUAUUCUCAGACUUUCUGGGAAUGGCUGGUUCCCUCUGUAUAGAAGAUGCAUUAUUCAGGAAAAAAAAAUCAUUACAAAGCCCUCUGGGAUUGGGAUGCCAGCCUGGAUGGAUAAGAAGUGUCUGAGGCAGUCACUUAAUUAGCAACACUCCCAGUUGACUCAAGUGGGAGGAAAAGAGAAAGAGAUGGAAAUUGUCAGUUGACUGCCAUUGAAAAAUCUCUGUCUGUUGACUCAUCACCCAUCUCUGCCUUCCUGUGCUGGAGCUAGACUCCAGCCCAUCUAUUUAGGUGCCAUAAGCACUGAGGAGUGUUUCUGGGUUUUUAAAGAGUCUAUUUAUUGCAUCUCUACUUAAUGGGGACUAGGCUUUCAAAUUUAGCUUCAAAACGUUCUUUUUUGUUUUCAGUGUUACGUUGGUUAACCUCAUUUCAGACCUAAUGCUGUAGUCUUAUGAAACCUCAAUACCAAAUGUGAGCCCUCUCCAUAACCCCCCUCCACCUGAUCGUGAUUGCCUUUCCGUCAUUGCUCAGUUAAUGAAUUACUAAGUUGCUCGGGGACUUCUGUUAGUUCUGAGUUAUUUCUUCACCACAGGUAGAAUGAACAAUUGUUUCCAAAAGAAAGACCUGCUUCAGAAAACAUUUAAUUGCAAUAUGUGUGACCUGUGCCUGGGGCUUACUUUGUGAAUAGACAGUACAGUUUGUGAUAUCUGAUUUCAGAAGUAUCAGUAAAUCAUGUAGUUUGAUUUCAGGGAGACCAGAAAAGAAUCUCUGCUCCCUUAAUAUUUGUAAAGCUGCUUGCAAUUCCAUGAUUAGAGCAUCAUUCCUUUAGCUUGAGGCUCUCUGGCACUUGUUAAAAUGCAAAUGCCCCCUGAAGAAGGGUGUCACACAUUAAGCCUUAUGUGACUGUGUACAUCUUGGUAUGAUUAAGUUUGUCAGCUCUUUUUCGGAGAACACAUUUGGUAGGAAAGGAGAGACAAAGGUGCUGGGGUGCAUAGGAAGUCCCACCUUUCAUAAAUGUGAUCACUUCACGAUCUUGGGAAAUUACAGCAUAUAAAUGUAGCUUACAUUCAAAGGAGCAGCCCCUCCCUUUACUCUCCCAAGUCCAAGGACCAGGGGUAUCAUCCUGUCAUUUUUGGAGUUGCCCACAGAAACUUAGCUCAUAGCUUUUGCAUAGCAAGCUGCAAACCCCCAGGUGUUGCCUUUUUAAUGAUGCUGGUGGGGAUUUUGUUUUGUUUCUUGACAUUGCAUGGCUCAUAUUGCUGAAUGUGGGGCAGGGUCCGGUCCCUGGCACAAGAGGCGCUUCAGGGAGAGUGCAUGCGUUGUAAAGCGUCUCCAAUGGUCCUGGCCACGGAUGGAUUGUCAUGUUUUCAAGUGGGCUCUCAAGGUUUUUCUGGAUCUUCCCGUGUGGAUCAUGGAAUAUGAAUGGAUACCAGUCUCUGCCUGCACAUCUGCCAUCUUUAAACUGGGAAAAUUGGAUCUAGAGGAGAAACUAAUGCUAACAUUUCCCUUUUGUUUGGGGGAAAGAUCUGAGCCUGUCUUGGGUUCUGGUUGCUCUUGACUUUUUUUUUAAGGAAAGAAAGAAACCAUCGUAGUAUUCUGGUACCAAAGUGAACCCAAUCUAUGUUCUUUUUGCACUGGCCCAUGCUGCAUAGCGCCUUAGUUUUGAGAUUUGUAUGUGUGUAUGUGUGUGUGUGUGUGUGUGUGCACGCACAUGAGCAUUGUGUAUUUUUGUUUUUGUUUUUCCAAAAAAUUGAAAUGUAAUGAAAGGGCUAAUACCACCCAGUAAUAUGAAACGUGUUCACGCUGCUUCCUCCGAUGCUUUUCCCCCUCUUCUCUGUAAGGUUGUUGUACCUUAUGCUAUUUUAGUGUAUUGUGUGCAUGUAAUAUUGUGGCAACAUGAAAAAUGUGCCACCCUUAGUGUACAAAGAUGACAUUACUAAAUAAUAGCUCCAGAAGUUAAUUCAGGCUUGUGCUGAGCUGCCCUCACUUUUUUCCUGUUCUCCCCUGAGAGCUGGAAUCCAUGGAGAGAGCUUGGGGUCAGUCCAUGGCCAGGACUCAAGCCCAAUCUGUGGCCACGGUGAGGGACUCAAUUUGUCCAGAUCAAGGAGGUCAGUUCUGUGUCCAAGAGCCAGGGCUAAAUCUGUGCUUAGGAUGGAGGGGGGAGUAGAGCCAUCUAUGUCUGGGAUUAAUGCUCAGUAUUUGGUUAGCAGGGAGUAUGUUGAGGGUUAUGGCCAGGUUAGGCAAGCCCCAGUUUCUAGCUAGUUCUCAAUUAUAGGAGCACAAAUUUAGAUCUGGAAGGGACCUGAUAAGCCAACUGUUCUCAUUUGCCAAACAGUUCAUAAGUGUCGUAGGUGAAUUAUGAACUGAGUUCUUCCUAGCUCCAAAUCCAGCACUUUCCAUAUACAUACAUGCUCUCUCUCUACAGGCCAUGGCCAGGAUCAAGGGCCACGUGUAGCCAUAGUUAAGGAGUCAGUCUAUGUCAUGAUCAGAGAGUCUGCUUGUCAUGAGAGUUAGCUCGGUCCUAGCUCAGUAUUUAGGUCUGGAUCCAGGACCAGAGGAAUGUCAGUCUGUGACUAGAUUUAAGAUGUAGGCUGAUUCCAGGGUUGGAGUUUGGGGGUGGAGAAAGUCAAUUUGUAUUAAAGACUGGGGAGUCAUUCUGUGACCAAAUUUAGGGAUCAAUCUUUGGCUACAAUUAGAAGCCCAGUCUGUUGUUGGUAUUAUGGGAUUAAUUUGGGAUUAGGGAUCAAUUGAUAUAUAAUUAGGGUUGGAAUAUUGUCAAUUUAUGGCUGGGUUUAGGGUACAGUAUCAGUCCCUGGCCAGUGUUAGUAUCUCAGCCUCUAGUAAGAAAACCAAGAGUUAUUAUUUUUUUCUGUGCAAAGUUACCGGCCCCUAUGGGGAUUGAGCCCAAAGUGUUGUCCUAAUUAUCGCUAAGCUUAAACUGAGUUAAUUAGUCCAAAUCCAGCAAGUCAGUUAUUAAAUGUGGGCUUAAUGACUAAAUUUGGGCAAGAAGAUGCAUUUGUCCAAUUCAGCCACAAGUCUGACACCUGCUGUGGUUUAAUGUUUACAGUUCACUAGUUCAGUCAUUUGGUUGUGACUUGAUUUUAUAACAUGACUUUUUGGGUUCCCUUGUGACUAUGUAUGUUUUUUUUUUAAAAUCAAUAUGAAUAAGACAGCUUCCAAAACUUCGCCAAGGUGAUUCGUUUCAUUCACAUGUCUAGGAGUUGGGGUUGUAUUACUCAUGGGAUGGGGAAGGGGGACAAGGGAAAGCCAUCUCCCAUUGUUGGGGGGGGUAGACCAAAAAGGGUUCCACAAAAACAUAAAUCAGAAGCCAGGUUAGAUUUUAAAAUGAAGGUCUUUUUGAAAAUCAAAAUUCAGAAACAGUGGGAAAUGUGAAAUAAGCCAGGUCCCCUUGUGUUCCCUCCUAUUUCAGUUACUCUGGUAAAACUGUAGGCUUGGAGAAAGCUGGGCUAAGAAAGCUUACAGGGGACUGGAAAAUCUGGAGAUUUUUUUAUUUAUUAAUUUUGGUAAUAACAAAUCUAACAUUUGUUUUUUAGAAUCAUACAAUCUUAGAUUUAGAAGCGAUAUUAGAAGUCAUCUAGUUGAAUUUCCUGUAUGGUAUCUUUGAGAAUUUUCAAAAAUUAUCCAUUAAUGGAACUCACUACUUAGCAAGGCAAGCUAUUCCAUUGUUUAACAAUUAAGUGAUUCGGGGGACUCCUUACCCUGAGACACUACCCCCUCCUCCAAGCUACUCCAAGUUUUAGAGACUUUGUAGGUUAGAUUCCUUUCAAAACCAUAGCUUAUAGGUGUUCACCAAUAUGUUUACUUUUACUAUUCAGGCAGAAGGUAUAUUUAGUUUAAAGCAAAGGCUAUUAACAAAAUAGCAAAAUAAUUACAAUUAUAGCAGAAAUUCUAGAUAUAAAUCUUGAUUUCACUCUCCCAUAAAUAAUCAUACUCUCUAGGGAGAAGGGUAAAUUUGAAUAAUGUACCACUGGGGAUAUGCUUGUUGCCAAAACACUUCCAAGUUGAAGCACAUGAACAAGGAAUGUGUGUGGCUAGAGCACACGUGAAAAAACAACACAUACCUUUAAUGUUGUAUAGCCAUCAAUGUCUUUUGGUUCUUGCAACAUGGGGAUGUUCUCUGCUCUGCUUGUUUUCCCAUAGAAAUCAAAUCUCAACUGUUCCCCAUUGGUCAUUGUAUCUUCAGUUAAUUUUCAGCUACUUUUAGGACAACCUAAUAUCCUGUCCAACUUUGAAUGUCUUUAUGUGCUUACAUCACAACAAAUGUACCUUUUUACCCUGCUUUCCCUGCUCCUAUCCCUCAGUUUUAACAAAGAAAACAAUGAAGCUAAAAUGACCAGUAUAAGUAACAAUAUCUAUUCACAUGCUACAUUUGCCAUCCAUAGUUUUCAUCACUAUUCAAUAUUGGUCAUUGCAUUUAUUCAGAGUAAAUACUUUUUGUGAUGUUUUUACUUACGAUAUUGUAGUUAUUUGUGCAUAUUGUUUCUUCACUCUAUCAGCUCAUAACAGUCUUCCUAUAUUUUUCUAAUUUCCUUACAGUCAGUAAGAGGAGCUAGCAAAUGGGAGAAAGAGGGGUCAGAAAAGUAGGAGACAUCAAGGGUAUAGUGUCAUGGAAGUACAGAGAGAAGGAAUCAUUAGUGUCAGACUCAGGAGAAUGACUGACUAGAAGGCCAUUAUAGCUAUUGAUUAUCUGAUUGAUUAUCCACUUCCCAAAGUUGAGUCAGAAGUCAGUUUAUUAAGGAGUGGAUAGAAAGUGGAGACACUGAAUACUCACUAUUAUUUUCUGAAGCUCAGUGGCAAAGGAAAGUAAAAAAAAAAGACAAGAGGUAGGUAUGACAAAGAUAAAAUAGGGAAGGAUUUUUCAGACUAGGGAGAAGGGAACCUGAGCAUGAUUAUAGGCUACAAGGCAGGAGCCAUUGGAAAAGGAAAGGUUGAAGAUACAGAAUAAUUGAGGGAGUCUUAGGGGAAGUAGGGGAGAAUGGGAUCAAAAUAUGGGUCAAUGUGCUAAAUUUAAUCGAUUUAAAAAAUAUAUUGUACAUAACAUUCACAGCCUCAUACAGAAUUCUCAUUUUGUUCUUUGUAUAUGAAAAUAGUUUUGUUUAUUUUUGUCAAGUUCAUUUGAAAAAAAAAAGAUGGUUAGAAAUUUAUCUUGGAAAGAAGAGAUGCUUCUUUCUCGAGGACAGAAAUACUGAAAAAGAGAAAAAUUAUUUAUAUAGAAGAAGAAGUUCUAGAUGCAUAGCCUGGAUCUUCUUAGUGAAGUAGUUGGUCUAGUGAAAGGAGGGAUAUUGGGGGGAGAAAGACCUACUCUUGAAGGCUCAUUUUUGUUUUGAACAAAAGGCUUUUUGUUGCUUUUUGAAACAAGUCUUAGCUCAUUCUGGGCUUUGGAUUUCCUGAUUGGAUGUACCACAUGCUUCUAUGCCUCCUUGGCAGGUUCCCCUCACCACAACUGUCCUUUUAAAAUAGAAAGGUUAUCUGUGAACUCGCUAUGAAAUCACAUUAGUUUCUUUUAAACAGCUGGCCCUGUUCUUGAUCAUGGAAAUUAUUCUUGUAUAAUAGAAGCUUUGGCCUUGAAGCAAUUCCUUACCUUCUCCCUUAGCUUUUAAAAAUCUUUCCUAAAGUCUGGGGUACAUGCUGAUGUUGCCAGAUGUCCCAUCUUUUAAGUUGAAACAUUCAUUCUCUCUCAAGAUUCUCAGUAAUAUAGUUGAUGCAAGAAACUGGAUCUACUUCAGUUAAAAUUACUCAUUUUUCAGUGCUAUCUGUAUAUAAGGCAAUAUUCAAAAGAAAUAAGGACUAAAUUAAACAGAUAGUACAGUAGAUAUCUUUUCCUUCUAGAUCUAAGUAUCUUAGCACUUGGAAUGCUGGGAGUUAUCUGAAGGGAAAGCAAAAUUCACAUUAAAAAUACCAGUUCUUAGCUAGGUAGAAAAAAUAGCUACCCAACUAUACCUAUAUAUUUUUUUUCUUUCUCAUUUAUGUUGAGGCUUCUUAUGUGUUUGUGUGUGUUUUUAUACAUGCACACAUUUGGGAUAUAUUUUUGACAAUGCCAAAUGUCCCAUCUUUUUCAUAUAUGAAAUACAUAUAUACAUUUGUAUGUAUGUAUAUGUAUAUAUAUGUGGAUAUGCUUCUCCAGCAUUAUUACACUGUAAGAAACUAAGAAUAUGGUUUUUGUUUUAUUCCAUUUCAAUGGAAGUAACAUCUGACAUGAAACUGAAACUGCCCUAUGUUUUGUCUCCCCAAUUAAAAUAUGAGUUCCUUGAGAGCAGAA